This is a messenger RNA of Blepharisma stoltei, 591 nucleotides long. NCBI's taxonomy places the organism in Eukaryota, Ciliophora, Heterotrichea, Heterotrichida, Blepharismidae. The record is from the annotation of a GenBank genome assembly.
AUGUCAGAAGCUCCAGAUACAAUCUUAUCAAGUAUUCUUCGUAAACGAUCAUCUCACUGACCCUACUUAAAGCGUUGGCAUUCAAGAGUAUUCGUAUUAGAUGAUAAUUUCCUGUCUUACUAUCACCCUGACAAUCUAGAAAAACCAAAACAAAAAAUUCCAAGAGACAUGAUCAUUAUGGUGCGAGCCAGUCCAAAAGAUCCCACAGAAUUUGAAGUCUACCUAGAGCAGCGAAAAAUCAGAUUAAGAGCUGAAGAUAGACUUGAAAAAGUCGCCUGAAUUUCUGCGCUGAAGCCAUCAAAAAAGUACUCAGAGUUGCAUCCUCCUCCUUUGAAGCAUAAUUCGGUUCGAUUAGAAGAUUUCGUAUGCAGUCUUGCCACAAAACAAUAUUCAUUCAUGAAAGACAUUUUAGUGGCAAGGUACAUGAAAUUGCUCACCAAAGGAUUUCAAUUAUUUAUAUCAGGAGUUGCACACAAGAAAAGCGUGGAGCUUAAUAGCACUCAAAGAGUCAGGGAAGCUGCGCUUUUAAGGAUUUUAGAAAAUUACAAUGUCCGAUUAAAACAGCUUGUAUUUAGAAAGCUAGAAACCUAA